GCAAUACUUGGCCAUGCCAGCAACCGUCUGGGCCUUAGGUGUGGUGCUCUAUGAGAUGGUGCCCGGAUUUCCACCCUUGCAACGAUUAGGCGUAGUAAGGAUUACGGGACGCAAUUUAACCUUGAAUGCCCGUGAUCCAAUUCGACGGUGCCUGUACAUUAAUCCAGAUCAACGACUAAGAAUCGAUCAGAUUUUAGCACACGACUGGUUUAAGUGCAUCAUAACACAUGUUCCGGCGACCCCAACGGUGGCGAAUUAUCAAAAGGUUCUGAAUCUUUUAAUGCUGAAUACGAGUAUAAAACGAGUAAAGAUUAUUUUCUUGGGAAAGGUGCCUAUGGCAGGGGAACCCGUAAAGCUGAUGGCAAAUUGGUUGCCAUCAAGCGUGUGAGGCUACGUGAGGAAGAAAGAUGUAUUUGUUAUGCUUUAAGGCUGGAUAUUCCAGACCACUUGUUACAGAGGUGGCCUUAAUGUUGAAGUUAAAAGAAGCUCCUGAAUGCCCCUAUGUUAUAAGAAUAAUUGACUGGUAUGAGGAACGCAAUUACCUCAUGUUUGUUCUGGAGUACCUAGACGAAUGGAUGCCCUUGCGUAAUUAUAUCUCUACACCUGGAAAACUGCCGAAGAUAAAGCUCGCAGGCUUAUGCUUCAGUUAGUGAAAGCAGUUGAACAUUGCAUAAAGCACGGGGUGUUUCACAAUGACAUCCAUUUUGGAAACAUCUUGGUGGACAGUGAAGGUGUACAACUGAAGUUAAUUGACUUUGGGAUUGGUCGUCUAAUCAAUGA
Molecule: messenger RNA, 780 nt
Organism: Misgurnus anguillicaudatus (oriental weatherfish)
Lineage: Eukaryota; Metazoa; Chordata; Actinopteri; Cypriniformes; Cobitidae
Source: RefSeq, a predicted model, not a curated record